AUGAAGGAGAUACUCACAAACAAGAAGAAGUUAGAAGAUUUGAGGACAUUUAUGUUGAACGACGAAUGCAGUGCCAUAUUACAAAAUAACCUACCACCUAAACUAAAGGACCCAAGGAGUUUCACUAUCCUUAAUACUAUUGGUGACAUGGAAUUUGAUAAGGUUCUUUGUGAUUUAGAUGCUUGCAUUUAUCUCAUGCCUUACUUUAUUUUCAGGAGACUAGACUUGGGAGAGGCAAAGGUAGCAUCGAUCUCUUUGCAGUUGGCAAAUAGGUCUAUAAAAUUUCCCAAGGAAAUUAACGAAGAAAUAUUGGAAGACAAGGAUGUGCCAUUGAUAUUGGAGAGAUCAUUCCUUGCAAUAUCUCAGGCCUUAAUAAAUGUUGAGAAGGGAAAAUUGAUGCUACGACUAAAUGAUGGGUAG
This is a messenger RNA of Olea europaea var. sylvestris, 420 nucleotides long. RefSeq lists its product as uncharacterized. Lineage: Eukaryota; Viridiplantae; Streptophyta; Magnoliopsida; Lamiales; Oleaceae. The transcript is spliced from 2 exons. The record is from RefSeq and is a predicted model, not a curated record. The coding region runs from base 1 to 420 and encodes 139 amino acids.